AUGCGAGUUCCUUCUGUGGAUGGCAACUGGACAGACCACAGUCCAGACGCUGCUUGGCUGGGCGAUGGCGAAGAAAGGCUGCCCCGAUUCGGAUCUCCAUCAUCGCUCCAUCUGUCGGUCCCUGCUUCCUGUUGCGUCGCAAUGUCGGCAACCUCUCAAGACCACCCAAUGACUGCAACGGGUGGCUAA
Messenger RNA from Ustilaginoidea virens, 189 nucleotides. RefSeq lists its product as uncharacterized. The record is from RefSeq and is a predicted model, not a curated record. Bases 1 to 189 code for a protein of 62 amino acids. NCBI's taxonomy places the organism in Eukaryota, Fungi, Ascomycota, Sordariomycetes, Hypocreales, Clavicipitaceae. The transcript has a single exon.